Folsomia candida is the source of this 1165-nucleotide messenger RNA. RefSeq names its product transcription initiation factor TFIID subunit 12. NCBI's taxonomy places the organism in Eukaryota, Metazoa, Arthropoda, Collembola, Entomobryomorpha, Isotomidae. The record is from RefSeq and is a predicted model, not a curated record. The transcript is spliced from 5 exons. Gene Ontology annotation, cellular component: extracellular region. Gene Ontology annotation, molecular function: chitin binding. Bases 86 to 1090 code for a protein of 334 amino acids.
GCAGAGAAUCAGUUUAAUUACCUGGUGACAACUACACAAUUAGAAAGGGUUCCAUCUAUUUUAUUUAUUGGUGCAGAUUAAAAAAAUGGGUAAAAUGAGAAAUAACCGCUUCCACGUCUUAGUUGUUCUUCUUUGUUUUUCCAACUUUUGCGAAUCAACAAUUUCAGAAUGCGUCGGUGAACCUCAGGUGGUCGAGUGUCCCCCAUCGGAAGAGGGUAUCCCUACAUAUCAUCCCUACCCAUACGACUGUCGCAAGUUCAUCGAAUGUACGAAUGGUCACGCGAUCGUGCAGUGCUGUGCUCCUGGGACGGUGUGGGAUCAAGACUUGCUUGUCUGCAAUCAUGAAUUUAUUUCACCUUGCGUCAUCGUCACCACUCCAGCCACCCCAGAUUCGACAUUGAUUUCUACACAAGAAACUCAAACCACAACCACAGCGACUACGACUACACCAACUACUACGAGGCCAACUACGACUACACCAACAACUACGAGGCCAACUACGACUAAACCAACUACUACGAGGCCAACUACGACUACACCAACAACUACGAGGCCAACUACGACUACACCAACAACUACGAGGCCAACUACGACUACACCAACAACUACCACUCCAACUACGACGACACCAACAACUACGACCACACCAACAACUACCACUCCAACAACUACCAGACCAACCACAACAACUAGACCCAGCACAACAAACUCACCGCCACAGCAACUGGUUAUUCAAAGGCGCGGAUUUAACUACGGUGUGGAACAGCGGGACCAUUUCUAUAGGAACUGGACAGAAUAUGAAGUCGGAUUUGGAAAUCGUGACAGGGACUUUUGGUUAGGUGACUCUUUGGCGUAUCACUUAGGGAAUAAAUUCAGCACAUUUGAUAGAGACAACGAUAACACCAAUCACAAUUGCGCUGAAAGAUACAUGGGUGCAUGGUGGUUUAAUAAUUGCUUUCUGUCUCAUUUAAACGGUGAAUACAAAAAUUCAUCAACUACAAUUUCGAACGGAGGACUUAUUUGGUCCCUCUGGACAGAUUGGGGCUACUCCCUGAAGGCAUGUGAAAUGAAAAUAAUCCGGAAUAAUUAAAAAGUGAUUGCAUAAUGAUAUAAAUUGUCAUUCUUGAUACUGAAGAAAUAAAAUGGCCUCUGCUUAAUUCGAAAA